AUGCAGCUCCAGGUCGCGGUGCGAGGGCAAGAGCGGACGGCACGGUCUGUGGCGCAUGUGCAAUUGGCCAUUGCUGCGUCGGGCUGGACCUGUCUGCCAAGCCCUCAUGAUGGUGAGGAUGCUGUGGUGCGCGAUGCAGAGGGCACGCAGCAUGCGCUGCUCACGGGACAUGCCGCUCCAGUGCGCGCGGCUGCCUUUUGUGAGCCCCCGCGGGCGCGCACGCCGCUCCUAGUGGCCACUGCAUCGGACCGGACCGUUUUGCUGUGGAAUCUUCAGACGGGGGGUUGUGUGCGUGUGGCAGACGAUCUUGGUGCGCCCGAGUGGCUGGCCUUUAAUGUGGCUGGUGAGGCUCUCGUCGUGUGUGCUGGUCGUGAAGCAUACGUCUUUCGCGUAGCCCCCUCUGGUCCCGCCGAGUUGGCCUGCGUCUUGGAGCACGGAGCUGGCGUCUUUGCCGCCGUCUUCUUGUCCUGGUGCAGCGAUCUUCUCGUCACCUGUGGCGAGGAGCGGCGCUUGGCCCUAUGGGAUGUGCGCUUGGCGACCCUCGUCCAUCAAACCAGCAUCGUGUCCUCUGCCCCACUGGCUAGCCUGGCGCUCCGCCCGUCUACCCAGAGCCUUGUUGCCGCGGAUUGCUGCGGUCGAUUGUUCUUUUUCAACGGUGCUGAUGGGAGCGGCCUGCGCUCCACGGGUGACCUGGACGUCCGUCAACAUGUCCAGCGCCACGAGGCUCAGCGCCUGGCACGGGAGCGCCAAGCACAAAGCAUGGCCCAGAGUCAAUUGAGCACCGCUACUCGUGCCUCCGUCCUCCCCAAGUGGAAGUCCGGCUCGGUGGGCCCCGCUGCAAACACCGCCGCAGACUUUGACAACGGUGCUGGUGGUCUGACGCUGGCCGAUGAUGAUUUGCAAGUGUUGGCCAUGAGCGUUGUUCCGUGGACACGAGACACGGGCGCGACACCAAACGCUGCGGGGGUGGACGCACAGACCGACUCGCUGGCAGCCGCCUUUUUGCGCGACAUUGGUGGACUGACACUGGACCACCAAAGCGACCCCGGCAUCCAUCAGCAGGAUCUUCUUCUUCUUUGCUUGCCCUCGCUCAUGGCCGUGCUGAAUCUUGAUGCCUUGACCAUGGAUGUGGUUGUGCGGUGGCCCGACUUGAAUCCCGAUCUUCCUGCGUGCCUGGCUGCUGCUGCCUUGGCUCCUGUUGAAUCUGGUCUCGAGUCCAUACCUGCUGUGUUUGGGGCUGCCUUUGCACGUGAGGUGUCCGUUGUCCAACUGACCUGCGACGCAGAGUUAAAAGGCACCGGUUCGUCUGGCGCCGGCGCCCAGAGCAAUGGCAGGGGUACAAAUGGCACAGGUCUGGCUGGCGACAAUAGAAUAACAAGUUUGGCCAUGAUGGCCCGGGGCGAGCUGGCGGCUGAUUCGCCUCUCCGGGCCUCCAUGCAGCCCAAGGCCAAAGCUGUUGAGUCGGGCCGACGUGCCAAGCGCGGUCCAGCUAGCACCAGUCGAGGCCGUGCUCGAGGCCAGGGACGAGGCGGCAUCCGGGAUCAGCCGCUCACCUUUGGUCACGGCAUCAAGUCUUCAGGUCUGUCUUUCGUGCUCGCUGUCACCCAACCAGGGAAGGCUCGUCAUGUUCAUGCCGGUUUAACGCUGCCAUACUUGAAAAUCUUUGACGUUUGGGUAGGGUACGGCUCUGAGGCACCGCGCAAGAUGUUUGUGCCCCAAACGCGGCCCAAGAGGCCACACGGCGUAAGCCGCCUUGCCUUCUCCGUUGACGGUGCACAUUUUGCUGCGGCCGUAUCGGAUUAUGCCGUCCGUGCCUUUCGCAGUCCGCUGGGGCGUGGUCGCGAACCUCGCAUCUUUCUUGGUCACAACGGCCAGAACUUUCGACACCUGCAGUUUUACUACAUGGACAAGUUUCUGUUGGCCGCUCACGGCAACGUCGUGACACUGUUCAAGUACUACAUUGAUCCCAAAGGUGCGUUGGCCUAUCACGUGAGCGACGACUCUCGUCUGGUCUGCGAUUGUGCUGAUCAAAGUCAAACCGGAACACAGGCAUUGACAGCGGCGGCAGCCAUCAAUAGCUUUCAUAGCCACCUGGUCUUUGCGGCGGGUACGGACCGGAGCCUGACUGUGUUUGACAUGAACAAGGCAUGUACGGCCCGUGUGUACACCCAGGCCAACGCCAAAGCGCCACAUCGCAUCGUCCUGAAUGAGGGGUCCUCUUUUACCACGCAGUCGCCAGAUGCAUACAACCUAUUUGCCACGGCCAGUGUGCUGGAUGGCAUUGCCUUGUGGGACUUGCGAACGGAUCGGUGCGUGCGGCGAUUUACUAGCCACGUGAGUCGGGCACACCCAACGGGCUUUGCCUGGCGCCCAGAUGGCAUGUAUCUAGCAGCUGGUUCUGAGGACCGCUGCGCGUACAUUUAUGACAUACGCAUGCUGAUUUUGAAAAUCGCGGCGGAGGCAGGUGCUCCUGGCCUCGGAGAUGUGCGCCAGCCCUGGUUCUGGGCCAUUGUGGCCGUCACCUACAUCAUCUACUUGAUUGAGGUCGGAUGCUCCAACCACGGUUCCUACGUGCGGAACAAGCUGACGCCUGCUGCUGUCCAAGCACACGUCGCCCGCACGCAUCGCACACCGCCCACGAUUCAAUUUUCCAUUCAACACUGCUCAAGGCAUUUUUUCCUCAUCAUGAUCCUUUGGGGGUGCAUACCUGCAUAUCGACUCCACCCGGCGCGCAGCUACGAUCUCACGCAGGUCCAUAUGAGUCUCAACGUCAAUUUUCAGCCACAGGCCCUGCAACGUUACAAUGCCACCAAGAAUCACUUUAUCCGAAGCAAUCACAGGGAUAUUCACUACGAUUUCCACGAGCCCAAGACGGUGGCGGGUUGGAUUUCUCGCUGUCUUUGUGUUCGAGAGACGGCCGAGAUGCCCUGCUCGGGCAAUCACAGUGUCUACUGGUUGUUCUCGCUCGUGGGUUUAUCCUUCCCCGUGCGGGUUCACUUUUCCAGCUUUACCGGCAAAUAUCGCUAUGUGUUUUCCAAGAUGCUGCUCGACUGAGUCGAAUCGAAUGGCGCGCCCAAUCAGGCCAUAGCCUGGUUGAUUUCUCAUUUUGCAUUCUUAUUACCCGCGUAUCAGUAUCUUGAUGACCCUGGUACCCUAAAUUCACACGAUCUAUCCU
Molecule: messenger RNA, 3175 nt
Organism: Monosiga brevicollis MX1
Lineage: Eukaryota; Choanoflagellata; Craspedida; Salpingoecidae
Exons: 10
Coding region: 1-3054 (1017 amino acids)
Molecular function (GO): protein binding
Source: RefSeq, a predicted model, not a curated record